UCCGCUGUCAUGCCACAGUUAUGUUGUGUCCCUAUGUCUCUCUUCUUGAGUCUCUAUGAAAAUUGUAGUGUCAUUCAAUUUUAUGUAUGACGGGUAAUUAUAUUUGAGACUUUAUAGACGAAAUACAACAAUGGCUCUAUUAACAGAAAAUGGAAAAGGAUGUUUACCUGAUUACGAGGUACAAGGGGCAAAAAAAGUGAGUUUCAGUCCUUAUUCUGACAACGGAGGGAGCGUGGUGGCUCUGGCAGGGGAUGAUUUCUGUGUCAUAGCUGCGGAUACCCGUCUUAGCACGGGAUUUUCAAUCUAUACUCGAGAACAGGAUAAAUUAUUCCCUUUGUCAAACACCACUAUUCUAGGAUGCUCUGGUUGCUGGUGCGAUACUUUGACUUUAACUCGUCUCUUAUCCGCUCGCAUGCAGAUGUAUCAACAUGAACAUCAAAAAGAAAUGACAACUCCAGCAGCAGCACAGAUGCUUUCAAUAAUGCUGUAUCAUAAAAGAUUCUUCCCUUAUUAUGUCAGUAAUAUACUUGCUGGAUUAGAUGAGAAUGGAAAAGGAUGCAUAUAUAGUUACGAUCCAAUUGGACAUUGUGAAAAAACUACAUAUAGAGCUGGUGGUUCAGCAGGUGCACUUUUACAACCACUUCUUGAUAAUCAGAUUGGAUUCAAGAAUCAAGAAGGAGUCACUCCUACAGUCUUAACUCAAGAAAAGGCUGUAGCAAUCUUGAAAGAUGUUUUCACUUCUGCAGCUGAAAGAGAUAUAUACACAGGUGAUGGAAUAAGUAUUAAAAUUAUUACCAAGGAUGGAAUAAAAGACUCCAGUUUUGCUUUGAGAAAAGAUUAAUAGAAAUAAGAACAAGCAUUUAUAUAUAUUGUGCAAAUAAAGUUAUUUCAGUAUCUCAA
Cataglyphis hispanica is the source of this 900-nucleotide messenger RNA. RefSeq names its product proteasome subunit beta type-1 (gene Prosbeta6). The record is from RefSeq and is a predicted model, not a curated record. The coding region runs from base 131 to 841 and encodes 236 amino acids. Lineage: Eukaryota; Metazoa; Arthropoda; Insecta; Hymenoptera; Formicidae. Gene Ontology annotation, cellular component: proteasome core complex. The transcript is spliced from 4 exons.